AGACUCAGUCUCUCCAUCUGUCAUAGGUGACCUCAUCCUCUGCUUCUCUGGAACAGGACGCCGGUCGUUAUGCAGCGGGCUUUGUUCGGCCGGAGCGCGUCGCUCGCUCAGCAGGCGGCAGCGGCUCUUGACGGUCCGCUAGCUUCUAGGAGCGCUCCGGCGCUGCAGCGUUUGGAGCGCUCCAUGUCUUCCGUCAACAUCCCGCCGCCUGAAUGCAUGCUCCGACCGCUAGAAGUUCCUCUGCGUUACCUGUUCGGUCCGGGGCCCUCAAACGUUCCUCCGCGUGUCUUAGCUGCAGCAUCCAGGCCUUUAAUUGGUCACAUGCACCCAGAGAUGUAUGAGAUCAUGAACGAUAUCAAAAAGGGAAUCCAGUACGCCUUUCAGACCGACAACAACAUGACCAUAGCUAUGAGCGGCUCCGGACACGCAGCUAUGGAGUGCGCCGUGUUCAACGUUGUGGAGCCAGGGGAGAGCGUCCUCAUCACCGUCAACGGGAUAUGGGGAGAACGCGUGGCUGAAAUUGCGGAGAGAAUUGGUGCCAAUGUACACAGACUGGUAAAAGCACCAGGAGGAUAUUAUACCAAUAAAGAAAUUGAACAGGCCAUAAAAAAACACAAACCCGUCUUGUUUUUUCUCGCACAUGGAGAGUCCUCCGCUGGUCUCUGCCACCCAGUGGAUGGCAUUGGAGACAUUUGCAGAAAACACAACUGCCUCUUCCUGGUUGAUACUGUUGCCUCACUUGGAGCAGCUCCAAUUUUUAUGGACAAACAAAAAAUUGACAUCAUGUACACUGGUUCUCAGAAGGCUCUUAAUGCACCUCCUGGCACAGCACCCAUCUCUUUUAAUGAAAUAGCAUGCAACAAGAUAUUUAACAGGAAAACAAAACCAGUAUCGUACCUCUUCGAUAUGAGAUAUUUGUCUAUCUACUGGGGUUGUGAUGGCAAACCAAUGAGAGAAUAUCACCACACUGGUCCUGUUUCUGGAUUCUUCGCACUGAGAGAGAGUCUGGCGAUUCUUGCUGAAAAGGGGCUGGAGGAGUCCUGGAGGAAACACAAAGAGGUUUCAGCUUACUUCUACAAAGGAAUAGAAGACCUGGGCCUCAAGCUUUUCAUCCCUGAUAAAGAUUUGAGGCUUCCCUCCGUCACCUCCAUAUCCAUUCCCGAAGGGUACGAGUGGAGAGAGAUGCUCACCUACAUUAUGAAGAAUCACCACAUGGAGAUGACAGGAGGACUGGGUCCAUCCAUCGGCAUGGUGAUGAGAAUCGGCCUGAUGGGAUACAACUGCGAGAAGACCAAUGCUGACAAGGCACUGCACGCCCUUGCUGAUGCUCUGAAGAACUGCAAAAAGAGCAAGGCUUAAGAACUCAUACUCUCACAUCACUGACUCUGUAGACGUUCAUAAGAUACAUGCAACGUGGCUGGAACAUUGGAUACAGUCCAGAAAUCCCUUAGUGCAAUCUACUAUCAGGAUUUUUGGAGGCUUUUCUUGUAUGUUUGCUUUUAUUAAAAUAAAGAUGCAGAUGCUGCCAUGCAAGUGAAGAUGUCAAUAUAGUUUGUUUUAUGUUAUGAAAUAUAUGUGCUUCGGUGUCAUUAAACAGAAAGCUGAAA
This is a messenger RNA of Girardinichthys multiradiatus, 1607 nucleotides long. It is a transcript of the gene agxtb, whose product is annotated as alanine--glyoxylate and serine--pyruvate aminotransferase b. Gene Ontology annotation, molecular function: L-serine:pyruvate transaminase activity; L-alanine:glyoxylate transaminase activity. Bases 70 to 1359 code for a protein of 429 amino acids. The transcript is spliced from 11 exons. Gene Ontology annotation, cellular component: peroxisome. The record is from RefSeq and is a predicted model, not a curated record. Lineage: Eukaryota; Metazoa; Chordata; Actinopteri; Cyprinodontiformes; Goodeidae.